Messenger RNA from Aegilops tauschii subsp. strangulata, 1185 nucleotides. RefSeq names its product zinc finger BED domain-containing protein RICESLEEPER 2-like. Gene Ontology annotation, molecular function: protein dimerization activity. Lineage: Eukaryota; Viridiplantae; Streptophyta; Magnoliopsida; Poales; Poaceae. The record is from RefSeq and is a predicted model, not a curated record.
AUGGAUGAAGAUGCAUAUCAUGUCAUUCUUUCAGAUGAUGAAGAUGGACAGGAGGAGGAGGUGGAAGACGUCAAUGAAGCAGGCAAACAGAAGCUAACUUCUAAAGUUUGGUUGGAAAUGAAGAAGAUGAGGAUGAAUGGACAAUGGAAAGAAAAGUGUAACUAUUGUCACAAGGAACUUGCUUCAGGACCUAGAGCAGGCACAAAGCAUCUUGCUGCUCAUCUAAAGAUUUGUACUCUCAAGAUGUUGAAGAUGAAGGGAGGCAAAACAUUGAGUCAGCCAUCAUUGAAGAUGAAUGCUAAGGAGGACGGUAACAUUUUUUUGGACAGCUAUACGUUUGAUCAAGAGGUUGCUAGAAGAGAGCUUGGUAACAUGUUGGUGUUGCAUGAGUAUCCACUGUCUAUAGUGGACCAUGCUGGUUUUAGGAAAUAUGUGACUGUGGACCACCAAAAGAAGGGAUAUAUGGCCAUUACAGCUCAUUUCAUUGAUGAAUCUUGGAAGCUUCGGAACGUUAUCAUGAGGUUUGUAUAUGUUCCAGCACCUCAUACAACUGAAGUGAUAUGUGAGGUGCUCUAUGAUUCCCUGUUUCAAUGGAAUAUUGAUGAAAAACUGAUGACAGUGAGUGUGGAUAACUGCUCCACCAAUGACAAGGCAAUUGAGAUGAUUGUGGGGAAGAUAGGGAAGGAGAACCUCCCUUUGGAAGAUCUAAUGGGGAAGGCUACACUUCUUGAUCCUCAGUACAAGAGGCAUAUGUUGACUGCUUGCUUUGCCAUGCUUCAUGGCAUUGAGCCAUCUUCUUAUGAGUGUGUGGAGUUGGUUGAUGCAUUAGUAGCUAGACUACAUUCACUGAUAGAGGAGUAUGAAGUGGAAAUAGAUGAAUAUAAACCAUGUGAAGAAUUGAUUUCUUCAAUGAAAGCUCCAGCCAUCAUGAACAUUUUCAAUGACAUUCUUGCCAAGCAAAGUCCUGCAGCAGCUCGGCUACAAGGUGAAAUAGAUAUGUACUUGACAGAUGGCCUAGUGCCGUACACAGAAGUAUUUAGUGUGUUGGAUUGGUGGAAAGUAGCUGGAACAAGAUAUCCAACAUUAAGGAAGGUUGCCAGAGAUAUAUUUGCCAUUCCCGUGACAACAGUUGCUUUAGAGUCGGCAUUUAGCACAAGUGGCAGAAUACUUAGUAUAAGAGCAUAG